This is a messenger RNA of Serpula lacrymans var. lacrymans S7.9, 547 nucleotides long. RefSeq lists its product as uncharacterized. The coding region runs from base 245 to 457 and encodes 70 amino acids. The transcript has a single exon. The record is from RefSeq and is a predicted model, not a curated record. NCBI's taxonomy places the organism in Eukaryota, Fungi, Basidiomycota, Agaricomycetes, Boletales, Serpulaceae.
UUUAAAGCGCUGCGGUGACGAAGGGGAAGAUGGAGAGCUAUAGCUUGCUCCUACAUGAACCAUCACGAGGGGUGAAGGUAUCGGUUUAUUUUUUGGAGUUGUCGGGGUGCGAGUAGACAUUAGCGUUGGAGAGGGUGUAGGCGUCGGUGGUACUGAUGUAUCAAUGCUGAGGUCCAGUGAUGUAUGAGACCGGAUCGCAGCUUGACGUUCAGGCUUAAGUAGUCUAUCCAAUGUGCCAUAGGAAAUGGAUGACGUCGACAUCGAACUCGCCGAGAGUAAUGUUCGGAAAUCUGGUACGGUUACAGCUGAAGUAGGAGCUAGGGUUAUUGGGAUACUGGCUGGCGUGGAAAACGCGAUGUUACAUCCGUCCACGGGUGAGCUGGCUGGCGUUGCCGCGUUGCAGGGGAAGCCACACGCCGGGUUAUCCUUGACAAUACGUCCGCUGUCAAUUGUAUGAUCGUGUUUGUAUUCAUGAAUUCGAGCGUGAUUGACGCUAGAAGUCCCAACGCUACGGGGAGUAAAAAGGCUAAUACUACGGCCGCGAGGU